Moneuplotes crassus is the source of this 1502-nucleotide messenger RNA. The record is from the annotation of a GenBank genome assembly. NCBI's taxonomy places the organism in Eukaryota, Ciliophora, Spirotrichea, Euplotida, Euplotidae.
CUUUCCCACUCCUCAGAAGGUGAGUGCUCCCUGGAGCAGCAUCUGAGGCAAGCAAUAUCACACACAAGAGAACGCUUUACAGAGUUCAUGUAUGUCUGAACAGUCUCAUGGCUUUCCCACAGAGAAGAUUUGCUGCUGAAGCAGAUUUUUUGGCAGGGUAGCAAGCUCGAAGUCCUACACAAGCUAGAAGCUCUGGUAGAGCGAGGAAAUGCAACAAAGCUGGAUGAUUUGGUCAAGAAUGUUGAUAUCAAGGAAGGCGGCAUUGUCACAGUCAACUUAGAGCUCACGAGAGAGUAUACCAAGAAUAAGGCGUUAAUCCGGAAUAAACUAACCGAACUCCCAUGGGUCAAAGAAGUGAAGGUUAAAAUGGCUCCUAAAGCUACCCAGGCAGCACAGCCUGAAGUAGAAGGUCUUGCGGAUGUGAAGCAUAUCCUAGCAGUUUCUAGUUGUAAAGGAGGAGUCGGGAAAUCAACAGUUGCCACCAACCUCGCUUUCUCCAUAAGUAAGCUAGGCAAAUAAAGUUGGAAUUUUUGAUGCUGAUGUUUAUGGGCCAAGCCUUCCGACUCUUGUGAACACCCAGGAUUAUGGACUUCGAGCUGACUUCGACGCCCCUGAGAAGAUUAUCCCACACGAGUACGAUGGAGUGAAGUGAAUGUCAUACGGUUUCGUGUCAAAAGGUCAGAGAGCAAUCAUGAGAGGUCCCAUGGUCUCAGGACUUGUCUCCCAGCUAAUAAAGAACACUAACUGGGGAGAACUUGAUUACCUUGUUCUUGAUAUGCCUCCGGGCACUGGAGACAUUGCAAUUACUCUCUGCCAAGAGAUCAGCAUAAGUGCCGCUUUAAUAGUUACAACACCUCAAAAAUUAGCGUAUGUAGACGUCAUCAAAGGUCUUGAGAUGUUCGAUAGUCUGAAAGUGCCAACUGUUGGCAUCCUUGAGAAUAUGUCUUAUUUUACUUGUGAUGGCUGCAGCAAAUAAACACAGAAUCUUUGGCUCAGGCUACACAGACCAGAUCAUCCAGCAAUUCGGAAUCAAAAACUCCUUUGAAAUUCCCAUACUUCCUGAACUAUCCAGAUUGAGUGAUGAUGGAGCUCCUGCAGUUCUGGCUCUGCCAGAGGGAGUAGAGCUUGUUCGAAGGUAUAAGCACAUUGCGGAGAGCGUUACUGAAGAGUGCGAGCAACUGGAAGACAUCAAGAAUACAACGCCCGAUGUAUACUACUCUGUAUCUGAAGGAGUUGUUAGAGUUGACCACCUAGAUUCUAAGAAAAGCAAAAGAAUUGACCCCAGAGAGCUCAGACUUGGAUGCAAGUGAGCUGCCUGCAUUGAUGAAAUGACCGGAGCUAAUAUGAUCAUCGAAGCAAACGUCCCAUCAGAUGUUUAUCCUACAAAUAUGAUCAAGAAAGGAAAUUAUGCCGUCGCUGUAGUGUGGAGUGAUGGGCAUAACAGUUCGAUCUACCCCUACUCAAGACUGCUGUCCUCUGACUUUACAGAUGUUACAAAAUAA